Molecule: messenger RNA, 717 nt
Organism: Adineta steineri
Lineage: Eukaryota; Metazoa; Rotifera; Eurotatoria; Adinetida; Adinetidae
Source: the annotation of a GenBank genome assembly
AUGGCACAACAAGCAGGCCGAUCGGCGGCAGCUGCCGCAUCACGUUUUACAUCAAGUAAAGUUGAUUGGAAUCGUUUGAUGAAAUUAAGUGGUUCAAAUACAACAACUGCAUCAAAUCUUCAAGCUAAAUGGAGUCAAUCAGCUGUUAAAAUGAAUGCUUUAUCAGAUGCAUUACCUAAAAUUGAUUUUAGUAAUUAUCGAAAAAUGGUAGCAGAUCCAACACUUGUUGAUAAACUUCAAAAAGAAUAUGAAAAUGCCCAAAUUGCAUAUCCAAAAGAUUCGGCUAAUCGAAUGAAAGAACUUGAAGAAUAUGCAAAGAGUGAGGAAAAACGUGCACAAGAAUUUGUUCAAUUAGCUGAAGGUGAAGUAGAAAAAUUACGAAAAGAAUUUGAUCGUUGGGAUAAUGUACCUCCAGCGGAUGAAGUCACUUAUGAAUUAGCUUCUUUUUAUAUGCCAGAAGCUGUUUUUCCUCGUGUUUGGGAUAAAGAUGAACAUGAUAAAUUGAAAGAUAUACAAUUUUUACCAUAUGAAAAACGAGAUUCAUUACGUUGGUGGGUUGAACAAGGUGGUGAAUUAUUACCACAUAAACAUGAAUGGGUUAUGCCAGAUGAAGCACUCGAUCCAAUUGGCGCUCCUCCACGACCAAACAAGGCAGUCACUGAAGGUGGACAUGGACAUGGUGAUGCGAAAAAAAUCAGUGCUGGAGGCAAACAUUAA